Messenger RNA from Rhododendron vialii, 1509 nucleotides. Its product is annotated as probable sodium/metabolite cotransporter BASS4, chloroplastic. NCBI's taxonomy places the organism in Eukaryota, Viridiplantae, Streptophyta, Magnoliopsida, Ericales, Ericaceae. Gene Ontology annotation, cellular component: chloroplast envelope. The transcript has 13 exons. The coding region runs from base 393 to 1355 and encodes 320 amino acids. The record is from RefSeq and is a predicted model, not a curated record.
GAGUUCAGUCAUCAAAUUAAUGUACUUUAAUAUGCAUAAAUAUCCUAAUCAAAUAUCUAGUAGUAAGGUGAUUUCUGUUAUAUAGGUGAAAAUUGGUUUUGCAUCAUGCAAAAGGUGUUAGCAAUAAUCAAGGACCGGCUAUGGUACAGUAGUUAUAUUUGUCUUGUCAUUUGCACGAAAUGGAUGAUUGCUCCAAACUUAGUUGCAGGGAGCUUCCAAAGUGGGUGCACUCUCAAGACGGGAACUCAAAUUGGUGCUCCCGUUGAGACGGGAGCGUGCUCCAAAAUAUUAUUGGAGCUUCCACGCUAAUCUCAAGGAAGAAAUUCGGAAUUCUCUUUGCAAAAAAGUGCAAGGAAGAGGAAAAGGAGAAAAGAACUCUUGUUGGUGGAGUGAUGUUUGGCCUAGUGAAUCCUAGCCUUGGUUGUCUAGCUGACAGAUAUUAUCUGUCAAAAUUUAGCACUUUUGGGAUAUUUAUUAUCUCUGGCUUAACGUUGCGUAGUGAUGAAAUUGGUGCAGCUGCUGAGGCAUGGCCAGUUGGAAUUUUUGGGCUAGGUUCUAUCUUGUUGUUUACUCCCUUUUUUUCAAAGCUUAUUUUACAACUUCAGCUCCAGCCUCAAGAAUUUGUCACAGGACUGGCAAUAUUUAGCUGUAUGCCAACAACGUUAUCAAGUGGAGUAGCUCUGACUAGGCUUGCUGGAGGGAAUUCAGCUCUUGCCCUUGCUAUGACUUUGGUAUCUAGUCUGCUUGGAAUUUUGGUUGUUCCUUUUUCUAUCUCAAUGUUCAUAGCUAAUGGAGUUGGUGUAUCUGUUCCUACCGAACAGUUGUUCAGAAGUCUUAUUCUAACACUUCUGGUGCCUCUUCUUGUUGGGAAGGUUUUUCGAGAAACCUUCAAAGGCUUGGCAGUCUUUAUCGAUCAAAAUCGCAAGCUUUUGUCCAUGAUUAGUGCACUCUUACUCGGUUUGGUGCCAUGGAUACAGGUGAGUAGAUCAAGGGCGCUGCUGCUUAUGGUUAAGCCUGCAGUUUUUCUUGUUGCUGUCGGGAUGGGAGCGCUUCUGCACCUCAUCCUGUUAGCUUUUAAUGCUCUUUCAAUACAAGGACUCUCGGCCGUUUCUGGUGGUAAAAAAUCAGUGUUUGCAAAGAGAGAGAAUGCCAGUGCUCUUCUAAUUGUGGCAAGCCAGAAAACUCUGCCUGUAAUGGUAGCAGUCGUCGAGCAGCUUGGCGGUGCAUUAGGUGAAUCUGGUUUGCUGGUUCUUCCUUGUGUAGCUGCUCAUCUGAACCAGAUCAUAAUCGACUCGUUUCUCGUAAACUUCUUGCUUCGGGAGGAGCCAUCUGUCAACAAGGCCAAGGUAGCUUGAGAGUUAGAAAAGAAAUCAUAAAACAUAUACAUGGUUGUUAACGCAUCUUUGAUCUGCUUUAGGGAGUGUAUGUACAUAAAAACCAAUAUUUUCAAUCUUACUCCAUUUAAUCAAAAUUUCUAAAAGAGCAUUCUCUUGCUACAUUUAUACUUAA